CACAUGGUGGAAUACUAUAUUAUUCUGGUCUGAUAUAAUUCCUACCAUAAAAAAUCGUACACGACGUACUACAGCAACUGUAGAAGUUGAGAACAAUAUUGUGAAAAACAUGGAUAUAAAAAAAAGAAAUCUACCAAUUGAUCAAUAUGUAAGAUUGCGUGUGGAAUCAAUUAAAUCUACACAAAAUUUAGUUGCAGAACGAUUAUUACAAAAAAUUGUUAAACAAAAUAGCAAAAAAGUUGAAAAUGAUGAUCCUAAAGAACAAUGGGACAAAAGAAAAAACAAACAAUUAACAAAAUCUGAGAAACUAUUCCUAGAAAGAUUUAAAUCCACAGUGGAUAAACGUAGGAUUAUUGGGGUGACUAGCCAAAAACAAAUUGCUCAUGAAAUUUGUUUAAAUUCUAGAACUGAAAUUGGUUUCAAUCAAUCAAUGGUUUCAAAAAUGUAUAAUGGCACACAUAUACCUAAAUGUAAUUAUACAAUUGAUGCAAUUACUUUGUGGAUUGCGAAGGAAGAAAAUAAAUAG
Messenger RNA from Entrophospora candida, 526 nucleotides. Lineage: Eukaryota; Fungi; Glomeromycota; Glomeromycetes; Entrophosporales; Entrophosporaceae. The record is from the annotation of a GenBank genome assembly.